Messenger RNA from Sphenostylis stenocarpa, 378 nucleotides. NCBI's taxonomy places the organism in Eukaryota, Viridiplantae, Streptophyta, Magnoliopsida, Fabales, Fabaceae. The record is from the annotation of a GenBank genome assembly.
AUGAUUGGAAGAAGAGUCUGUGAGAGUGUAGCGCUAUGGGGUGUUCAGGGGCGGUGGGCUAAUGGUGAAAGGCCUUUCCCAGUCUCGAAUUUGAAUUGCAGCAGAGAAGUGACGGUGUGCGGCCUCCGUUCAAGCUACAAAGCGCGGCGGCGCACAAGGGUACUCUCCAAAGAGAGCAUUCAAGUCAUCCACGCCCUUAAACUCGCCAAAUCCCCCGAACACGUUCUCAACGCCAAACUCUCACGCCUUUUGAAACCUGAUGCCUUAAACCUAUUUGACGAAUUGCUACGACAAAACCAGCUCGAUUUAGCUCUCAAGGCAACACAAACUUUCUCUUUCAAUUUCAAUCAUCGUGGCUUAUUUUUUUCUUUUAUUUAA